CCCGGCCCCUUGCCAAUGGCUGCCGGGGGCCGGCGCUGCCUUGGCCGCUCCCGCUCGGUUCCCGGCCUCCCCGGGGAGGGAGCUGGAGCUGGGAGCCGUGAAAGGCUCCAUUUAUCCCCUCGCUGCCGCCCUCUCGCCAUGCUCCGCGCCCCGCUGCUGCUCCUGGCGCUGCUGCUGGGCUCGGGCCCCCCGCCCGGCGGCUCCGAGCCCCCCCGGGGCAAGCAGAAGGCGCCGCGGCAACGGGAGGUGGUGGCCGACACGUACAAUGGCAUGUGCUUACAAGGCCCCAGCGGUGUUCCUGGACGGGAUGGAAACCCAGGAACCAACGGGAUCCCUGGGACGCCGGGAAUCCCAGGACGGGACGGGCUGAAGGGGGAAAAGGGAGAGUGCAUGCGAGAGAGCGUCGAGGAGUCCUGGACACCCAACUUCAAGCAGUGUUCGUGGAGUGCACUUAAUUACGGCAUAGAUCUUGGGAAAAUAGCAGAAUGUACGUUUACAAAGAUGCGCUCCAACAGCGCACUCCGAGUUCUCUUCAGCGGAUCACUUCGGCUAAAAUGCAAAAAUGCCUGUUGUCAGCGCUGGUACUUCACUUUCAAUGGAGCGGAAUGUGCUGGGCCACUUCCUAUCGAAGCCAUAAUAUAUUUAGAUCAAGGAAGUCCAGAACUGAAUUCUACUAUUAAUAUACACCGAACUUCUUCAGUGGAAGGUCUGUGUGAGGGGAUCAACGCCGGCUUGGUGGACAUUGCCAUCUGGGUUGGGACUUGCGCCGAUUAUCCAAGGGGAGAUGCUUCUACUGGAUGGAAUUCAGUCUCCCGUAUCAUCAUUGAAGAAUUGCCAAAAUAACCCUACCUUUUUGUAAUCUCUAUUUUGUACAAUUUUCUAUACAAAUUACAGAGUUGGAUGCAAGUUUUUGACUAAAAGGCACCAAACUCUUUCUUUUGUAGUGUUUGUCUACCUUUUUUUUUUUUGCACAUUGCAGAGUUUUUUUUAUAAUAAUCAUUUUAGAAAAUAAAUAUAAAAAACCUUCAUUAACUUUUAUAAUUCCUUUUUGAUAUAUGAAAAUAUACCAACACCAUUUUAGGAGUUAACUGUAAUUUUUUGUAUCAAAUAAAUAAGACCUUUUACAAAAAAAAAAAAUCCAGGCUAUUUUAUUAGUCAGCAAACUGUUCAAGGUAUUUGACACGGUAUUAUAAUACACAAUUCUUUUCUUUUAGAACACUUCUAAGUUCCAGCUUUGGCUUUAGUCUUUGAAACGCAUACCCAACACCUACUCCUAUGAAUGUGAAUGUAGAAUCGGAUGCUCUGCUAAGUCUUGUAUCUCUCAACAAACUUCUUGUGACUUAACUGUCACCUAGAUGAUGAUUGGUGUUAAGUAUGUUCUGAAAAAAUAAGUAGAAAGAAAAUAAACUUUCCUUCCUUCUGUCCUCUGCUUGAGA
Messenger RNA from Cygnus atratus (black swan), 1436 nucleotides. RefSeq names its product collagen triple helix repeat containing 1 (gene CTHRC1). Bases 16 to 843 code for a protein of 275 amino acids. The transcript has 4 exons. The record is from RefSeq and is a predicted model, not a curated record. Lineage: Eukaryota; Metazoa; Chordata; Aves; Anseriformes; Anatidae.